Molecule: messenger RNA, 1565 nt
Organism: Salvia miltiorrhiza (redroot sage)
Lineage: Eukaryota; Viridiplantae; Streptophyta; Magnoliopsida; Lamiales; Lamiaceae
Product: GDSL esterase/lipase At5g45670-like
Exons: 5
Coding region: 75-1166 (363 amino acids)
Molecular function (GO): hydrolase activity, acting on ester bonds
Source: RefSeq, a predicted model, not a curated record
UUGAUCAAAUUAACAGCGAGUCCCUUGUGACUUGGAUCUUGGUUUCCUUCUCCUCCUAACUAAACUGCAGGUAGAUGAUGAAAACUAAUGAGCUGAAGAAAUGGAUGGUGGUGAGCUUGGUAGCGGCGGCGGUAAUCCUACGCAACGCAGCAGUUGCGGCGGAGCCACAAGUGCCAUGUCUCUUCAUAUUUGGCGACUCAUUGAUAGACCCUGGUAACAACAACGACUUGUCGACCAUCGCCAGGGUUAAUUUCCGGCCCUACGGCAUCGAUUUUCCGUUGGGGCCGACGGGGCGAUUUUCCAACGGAAAAACGGUGGCGGAUGUCGUCGCUAAACUUCUAGGGUUUAAGGAUUACAUUCCCUCGUAUUCGAAAGCUCGUGGCAAGCAAAUACUAAGAGGAGUCAACUAUGCAUCUGCUGCUGCCGGAAUCAGACCAGAAACCGGCCGCCAUUGGGGAGAUCGGGUUUCUUUCGACAAGCAACUGAGAAACUUCAACCACACCUUCGCACAACUCGCGGCCAUACUCGGCGGCCGACGCGCCGCCACAGAUUACUUGGGCAAGUGCAUAUUUAUAUCCGCAUUAGGCAACAACGAGUUCCUCAACAACUACUUCUUGACUCCACUUUACAACACCAGUAGAGUCUACACACUCCAACAAUACAUCCCUAUUGUCCUCAAACAAUAUACCCAGCAACUCAAGGUUCUGUACACCUUCGGCGCUCGGAAAAUCGCUCUAAUCGGAACAGCGCCGUUGGGCUGCAUCCCGAUCAGUGUAGUGACCAAUAGCCUCGAUGGCUUUUCAUGUGUGGAAAGCAACAACCGAGCAAGCCGAAUGUUCAACAAACAGCUCAGAGCAAGGAUUGAUGUUUUCAACACCAUGUUUGCUGCUGCACAAUUUAUCUACCUCGACGGUUACAAUCCUAUCAACGAAGUGUACAACAACGCCCAAGCUUAUGGUUUUAAAGUGAGGACCAGGGCGUGCUGUGGGUCUUCGAUAAUAUGUCUCCCUAACGACGUCGUAUGCCCAAACAGAAGUGAAUACGUGUUUUGGGAUUUCGCACAUCCCACAGAAGCUGCUUCCUUGCUGUUGGGAAGAAGAGCAUACCAAUCUCAGAAGCCAUCAGAUGCUUAUCCCUUUGAUCUUCGCCGCUUGGCCCAACUUUGAAGAAGACGACGAUCCAAUGGGAUAUAACUCUUUCAUCAAUAAUAUUAAUUCACCCAUGCCAUGAUUUAUUACUCAAUAAAAUUAAUAUUACUUGACUGAAACCCAAAUUCUUAAAAUCGGAAGUCAUGGGAAAAAGUAGGGAGAUUUUUUGCCAGCAAAAAACGUGCAAGCAUUUCAUCAUACGGUUGGGAUGCAACAUAACAUAACUUCAUUACUAUUAUUUUAUUGCCACAAUGCCAAAUUAUUGAGGCAAAUUAUUGAGGUUUGGUUUGUGGUUGCGAGUUGGGAGACCGGAGAUUCUUAGGGAAGAUAGUUAGGCCGGAGUUCCCGAAGUUUUUCCACUCCCUUCUGGCUUUAUGUUUUUGGCUUCUUUUUGCACGUUGGGGUUUUUGUUUUUGA